Messenger RNA from Vicia faba (fava bean), 618 nucleotides. The record is from the annotation of a GenBank genome assembly. NCBI's taxonomy places the organism in Eukaryota, Viridiplantae, Streptophyta, Magnoliopsida, Fabales, Fabaceae.
AUGUUACCGGGAAGCAGCAACAGAGACAGAUUGAGUGCUAAAGCUUCUGUCCCGGGGCCGGACGGCUUUGUUUGCCCCAGCUUGGCUAAUCGCAUCCCCGCGCAACGACAUUCCGCCCCUUACCGUUCUCGCUCAGUCUUUGCAACGGCUGGGGAGGCAGUCGUAGAAGCGAAGCCUAUCGCCACGCCGACCAUAAAAGACGAGAUUGGGCCCCUUCUCAAAGAUUUGAUGGAAUGGCCCACCCAAGAGCGCUUAUGUAAUAUGGGAACUCAUGGCUGGAAACAAUCCUUCCUUAUGGUUUUGAUAUCCGGUAGGAAUAAUCAGAAUAAAAGUCCAGGAAUAAGCAUACAUAAGCGGCCCCUUUAUUUUAUCUCACCGGUGACAUCGGCGAAAGAAAGAAGGCUACCGCGGGACCCUGGGGCCUCCAUCAACGUGAUGCCACUGCGGGCCCUAGCCGAUCUAGGAAUUCCUUACUACGAGCCGGCUAAGUCAGACCAAGGUUACUAUUCCGGGGUACAAUGCCGACUCGCAAAGAGCCAUCGGCAAGAUUCGUCUCUUGUGUGUGCGGAUCUGAAGACUGAGGUCACUUCUUACGUGAUUGACGGUGACACCUCCUAA